AAAGCCAUGGCCUCAGCUACAGUUACCAGGAAGUUGAGGGAGGAAGCCACCUGCCCCAUCUGCCUGGAGCUCAUGACUGAGCCCGUGAGCAUCGACUGUGGGCACAGCUACUGCCGCGUGUGCAUAGUGGGCCUUACUGAGAACCAAAGCUCUGAAACAUCCCCGGGAACAUUUCCUUGUCCCCAGUGUCGGAAUCCUUUUAAAAUUGAUAGUCUCCGGCCUAAUAAGCACCUCCAAAAUAUCAUUGAAACCAUCCAGGAGACAGAGCGUGAAAGGUUUUGUGAGAAACAUGGAGAGAAGCUCCACCUGUUCUGUGAGGAUGAUGGGCAGCUCAUCUGCUGGCGCUGUGAGCGGUCACCAGAGCACAAAGGACAUGUCACUGCUAUUUUUGAAGAUAUAUGCCAAGGUUACAGGGAAAAACUCCAGAAAACUGUGACAAAACUAAAAGACACAGAAGUCAAAUAUAUGCAGCUGAAGCUAGACACAACACAGAACAUACGUAGUUGGGAGGAGAAAAUAAGGCGUGAGAGAGAAAGAAUCCAUUCUGAAUUUAUGAAUCUUCACACAUUCCUGAACCAUGAGGAGGAGUUUUAUAUGUGUAGACUAGAGAAAGUGAAAGAGCAGAAGCUGAGCAGACUGCAGGACAAUGUAGCACAUCUGGAAAAUAAACUACAGGAAAUCAAGAACUGCAUCCUGGAACUGGACCAAAAAUGUCAGAGCUCAGCACAGAGUUUGCUGCAGGAUAUAAAGGACAUCUUGAACAGGAACUCAGACGUCAAUAUGGAAAUUCCAGAAGAUGUUUCUUUGGAGAUCCAUACUGUAUGCAAUGUCCCUGAUCUUUACUUUAGUGUGAAAAAAAUGCUAAAGUGCUAUCAAGUCACCGUGACUCUCGAUCCAGAUACUGCUCACCUAGGAUUACGACUGUCUGACAAUCACAGAAAAGUGUCUUACUGUGAAAGCUCCAAAAAGUCUAAAACUGUUGGGGGGUUUACUGUUUUACCCUGUGUCCUGGGCCGUGAGCCCUUCGUCUCAGGAAGACAUUACUUUGAAGUGGAUGUGCGAGAAGGAAUCAAGUGGGGUGUAGGAGUUUGUCUGGAAAAUGUGCCAAGGGACACACAGGAGCCUCAGUCUGGAUUCUGGGUCAUCAGACUGAGAAAGGACAAGAGCUGCUUAGCGCUUACUUCUCCCCCAACUCCCUUUCUUCUGAGGGACCAGCCUCAAGUUGUAGGGAUUAUUCUAGACUGUGAUGCUGGCCUAGUGUCCUUCUACAAUGCCACUACUGGUUCCCACCUCUACACCUUCCCAAAGGCCUCCUUCUCUCAUGCUCUCAGACCUUAUUUUGAGGUUUAUCCGUUUUCUUCUUUGUCCCUGACUUCCUUAAAUUAA
This is a messenger RNA of Sorex araneus (European shrew), 1386 nucleotides long. Its product is annotated as E3 ubiquitin-protein ligase TRIM38-like. Lineage: Eukaryota; Metazoa; Chordata; Mammalia; Eulipotyphla; Soricidae. The coding region runs from base 7 to 1386 and encodes 459 amino acids. The transcript has 6 exons. The record is from RefSeq and is a predicted model, not a curated record. Gene Ontology annotation, molecular function: zinc ion binding; protein binding.